This is a messenger RNA of Macrobrachium nipponense, 1386 nucleotides long. RefSeq names its product transcriptional adapter 1-like. Bases 119 to 1255 code for a protein of 378 amino acids. Gene Ontology annotation, cellular component: SAGA complex. The transcript is spliced from 7 exons. The record is from RefSeq and is a predicted model, not a curated record. Gene Ontology annotation, molecular function: transcription coactivator activity. Gene Ontology annotation, biological process: regulation of transcription by RNA polymerase II. NCBI's taxonomy places the organism in Eukaryota, Metazoa, Arthropoda, Malacostraca, Decapoda, Palaemonidae.
ACGUCAGUGUUUGUUUACAGUCUGCAAGAGAUGCUGUUUGUCGUUGUCAGUAGUUUGUGAGCGAAUAUUGCUAUCAACUCGAGCGUAUUUUUUUUUAUGGUAUUAGUAUUCUAAUAUCAUGUCCCUAGCCAGUGACCACUUAAAUAUGACCCGAAAACGGCUUAUCGAAGCUUUGGGUCCCGAUAAAAAACACAAAUAUUUUCAUCAGAUGAAGCAAUGGUUCAGAAUGAAGGUAACAAAGGAGGAAUUUGAUAAGAGUGCUCGAGAACUGCUGGCAUUAGAUUCUGUGCAUUUUCAUAAUGAAUUUUUGCUGGCUAUCUUAAGUAAAUGUCAACUCUUCACAUUGUCAACAUCAUCUUUGUCCUCAUCAUCGUCAGCAACGUCUCGAAUUGAAUCUCAUCACCGGCAUGAUGAACAGCGCAUAGAUUCAGGUACAGGGAAUGCUAGUGCUAGGGAUCACGCAUCUCUUAAUUUGUAUACAUCACAGUCAUCAGACCGCAAGAAGAGUAAAGCAAAGAAGAAGGCUAAGACUUCUCCACUUAUUCACGAUGGUAAUUUUGAACCAGUAAAUAUCCAUGAUAUAGCAAUAACAGCUUCAGUUCGGGAACCACAAGCCAUCACAGAUGCAGGUGCUGGGUACCUGUCACGUUCUCUCUGUCUCUUGGAUACUGGACCUCUGAAGGGACGUUUAUUGUUAGCUGCAUGGGAUCAUGGGAUUACACAAGUUGGUGAUAAUGUUGCCACCAUGCUACAAGAAGCAACUCAGCAAUGUUUGAAGAAUAUAAUAAUGGCAGUGGUUAGCAGACGUCGUGGUUAUCGUGUUAGAGAAGGGAGAUUUAUGCAUUCUCUUGGAACAACUCCACCUAAUCCUUGGUUACGAAAUACAGGCUCUUUGAAUGACUGGAUGUCUGAAAGUUUAGGAUUACCUACUGGGGAGGGAGGUGAAGCUGGCUCAAGACCAAUUUGGCCAACAGUGGAUUCUGCUGACCAAAAUGCAGCGCAUCUAGCAUCUUGCGCACCUCCCCUUGAUAGUCCUUUGCCUCCUAUAAGUUUGUUCGAUUUAUUGGAAGCUUUACAGGUGAAAAAGAGUGUUAUUCCAUGCCAUUCAGUAUAUGCUGUAGGACUUGAAAGAAUCUCAUCUCGUCUGUGGCAUCCCAGCUGGGGAGAAGUUGAGCAAGAAGCCAUUGCAGCCCAAGAAUCAUUAUUAAGAGAUACCCUCAAGGAACAAAGAUUAGCUGCAAAUCCUGUUUCAUAGCAGUCUUCAUUCUAAUCCUAAGUGCUACAAAAGGUUUUUCUUUUUUAAUUUAUAUGCAGGCAGUGAACUGUAAGAAAUUUCGAGACACAUACAUGUUUGUGUGUAUGUGUAAUAAAGGCAAUUCCUUAUUA